AUGUAUCAGGACUCCGACAUUGCGAAGAUGAUGGCAUGUGGUCGGACAAAGGCAGAAGCCAUCGUCACGGACGUGCUUGCCCCUGCCUCCGUCAAAGAUUGCUUGAAAGAGGAGAACCUGAAGACGGUGCUGAUGAACCUGACCAGUGCCUCGGUGCAGACUAACAAUGUGGGAACCAAGCAGGCAGACACCGUCUACUUCUUGGCCAUAACACCCCAAUUGGUGACGGAGGUGGUCAAAGCUGAGAGUCCGGAUGGCAUCCUGCUCUCCAUCGGCGGACAAAUGGCACUCAACUGUGCAGUGGUGCUGUUUCAGAUUGGCGUACUGCAGCAGUACGGUGUGAAGGUUUUGGGCACACCUGUAGAGUCCAUCAUCGCCACAGAGGACAGACAGCUGUUUGCUGACAAACUGAAGGAGAUCGAUGAGAGGAUCGUCCCCAGUGUGGCUGUGGAGUCGGUAGCUUUUUUCUUUUGCCAUGACCCGGAUUCGAACCGGGGUUGCUGCGGCCACAACGCAGAGUACUAA
Messenger RNA from Neoarius graeffei (lesser salmon catfish), 525 nucleotides. RefSeq names its product carbamoyl-phosphate synthase [ammonia], mitochondrial-like. Gene Ontology annotation, biological process: L-glutamine metabolic process. Bases 1 to 525 code for a protein of 174 amino acids. The record is from RefSeq and is a predicted model, not a curated record. The transcript has 4 exons. Lineage: Eukaryota; Metazoa; Chordata; Actinopteri; Siluriformes; Ariidae. Gene Ontology annotation, cellular component: cytoplasm.